Molecule: messenger RNA, 2286 nt
Organism: Hemisphaericaspora subhashii
Lineage: Eukaryota; Fungi; Ascomycota; Pichiomycetes; Serinales; Debaryomycetaceae
Product: SAGA complex subunit
Exons: 1
Coding region: 1-2286 (761 amino acids)
Molecular function (GO): protein binding
Source: RefSeq, a predicted model, not a curated record
AUGGCCUCAAUUGAACAAGAUGAUAUCUUUAAUGUCCAAGACGACGAAGAUAUGGAAGAAGAAGAAGAGGAGGAAGAAGAAGAGGAAGAACAACAACAGCAUGAAGAAGAGGAACAUUAUUCCAUGGACAUUGAUGAAGAAGGAUCACAGGCUCCAGAUACUGCUGAUCUAGAUGAAGAUGAAGAUAUGAGAGAGGAAGGAGAUGAGGAUGAGGACGAAGACGAAGAAGAUGAAGAAGAGGAUGAAGAUGAAGAAGGUGAAGAGGGAGAAGAAGUUGAAGAGGGAGAAGAGGGAGAAGAAGGCGAGGAAGAGGAGGACGAGGAAGAAGAGGAUGAAGAAGAAGAGGAGGAGGAGGACGAAGAUGAAGAGGAGGGUGUGGAUCAAGUACAAGAAGUAGAGGUUGGGGAGGAACUCCGACAAGAAGAAGGUGGCGAGGAAGGUCAUAUUUCGAAAGAUGAAGACAACUUUGUUGAUGCUAAAGAGACUCUCGAUAAAGAAGAACUCCCCUCUACAAUAAUAGAUGACAAUAAAGAUAAAGAUAUAGGCAUGUUGUUAGAAGAAGAUGAAGUUAAAGAAACAACAGAAGAACUUCCCCAGCCACCAUUGCUGGAGACUAUAGAUGAAAUGAAACCCGAGAAAAUACCCAGUCCCAUACCAAUAGAUCAAGAUGAAGAAAUGAAAGAUGUCGAAACACCCACAAAAGAGAAUAUAACACCGGCAACCCCACCACAACAGCAACAUCCACCUGAAACGAAAUCACCACGAGAGAAACCAACAGAAGAAGAAGAGGAUGAUUCCCAUCUUACUUUCAGAGAACGAGUAAUCCACCGAGCCAGAAAAGCCACUGAAUUCGAUAUAAUUCCACAAGUAGCAAUCCCAUACACAGCCCAAUGUCACUCACUUGCAUUCACCGAAGGUCCCAAAUGGAUCCUCACUGGUGGAGAGGAUGGAUUUAUUCGAAAAUAUGAUUUCAUAGCUUCCAUCCAAGGAAAAGCACCCUUAACUAUGGCACAAAGACAUAACCUCACCUCCGAUACGUUAGUUAAUGGAGGUGUACUUUGUUCAUAUUGGGAAAACGAACAACCAGUAACGAAAUCGCAACUUAUGAAAUCUAAUCCGAAAUUAAAAGAAAGUGAUUUUUCAACCGGGUCGGUAAGUUAUGAACCAAAAGUAAAUCCAGUAUAUGCAUUAGAUGUAGAACGGAAUGGAUAUUGGUGUAUUUCCGGGUUAUUGUCAGGUGGUAUUGCAUUAUAUACCAUGAGAUAUAAUGAAGGUGUGAUUCAUCAUUAUUUUAAUCAUGGGACUAAGAUGAACAAAAAUCGGGGACAUCAUGAUGCAGUAUCAGUAUUGAAAUUAAAUCAGGAACAAAAUAAAUUCUUGUCCGGGUCUUGGGAUAAGACAAUUCGACAAUGGGAUUUGAAUACCGGGCAGACUACUGUUCAGUUUGCUGGUAGUUCUGGGCAGAUUUCAAAUAUCGCAUAUCGUCCACAAGGUACUUCUGAUGUGACGAUAAGUUUCCAAGACGACGACAUUGAUGGUGUGGCUACUACCACGGGAGACAAAAAAGACGAAGAUGAUGAUAUCGAAUCAUUAUUUGGAGAUGAUGACGAAGAAGAAGAUGCACCAAGAAAACAAGCAGAAACCCAAGAUAAGAAACCACAACAACCAAAUCUAACCUCUGGAGUUUCUAGCAAAACCUACAAAAGUGAUCAUAUAUUCAUGUCAUCGAGUAUUGAUGGAACAAUAAAUAUAUGGGAUAUAAGAACCCCCAAUCCUGUUUUGAGAUUGGGUAUAUCCGAAGGAAUCCCACCUUAUUGUAUGUCCCUGACCUGGUCUAACAAUGGUGAUUUCAUCUAUGCUGGGAGAAGAAAUGGGACAGUUGAAGAAAUCUCAAUUAAAAUGCCCCAUAAGAGGUCUGUUUCUGGUCAUUAUCAUGAUUCGAUGAUACCUAACGUAUCGAAACUUCUUCAAUUCCCUAAGAUUUCUGGACCGGUGAGUGCGAUUUCAACCAUGCCAAAUAGUGAUUUCUUAUUAUGUGGAUCGAAUGAUAAUAUAAGAUUGUAUAAUUUGAGAUUAUAUGAUGAUUUAUCAAAUAUGGAGAUUAAUUCAAAGAAACAGGCGACUCCAUUCUUGAUUAUUCCUGGACAUCAAGGUGGUAUUUUGAGUCAGUUAUAUGUUGAUGAAACUGGUAGGUUUAUGGUAAGUGCUAGUGGUAAUAGAGGUUGGGGUCAUGGGUCAUUUACGGACUCUGUAUUAGUAUACGAAAUUGAUUUCGAAGGUUUAUAA